AUGGAUAAGCCAACAAAGAACGAAUACCUGGAAAAACCGUUGAAGGAGGAGUUUAUGGAAAAGUCGAUGGAAAAUGAAUAUCUGGAAAAACCGUUGAAGAAGGAAAACAUGGAAGCAAGUGAUGUGUUGAGAGACAUCAAUGCUCCAGUAUCAUUGGAUAGGAGAUGGCAGUCGUCAAUGGAGCAGCUCACUAAAAACACUGAUGAUCUGAUGUUCAAGAGUGGUGGUGAUGUUCUUACGAGUACCGAAGUGAUGUCAUCGUCAGAAAUUGCAUAUCCUUCAAUAAAGAGGAAAGAAAAUAUGAGCUUGUCGAAGCGGCUGCAACAAAAGCUGGAACAACUGAAAGACAAGCAUCCAGAAAGAUACGUUGAGUACCUUGCCGGUAAAAGCAGAAACUCAUUUCCCAUUACCAAGGACGAGACAACCACAUCGUCUGAAGCUGAAGUCCUCAAUGCCGAAGUUAUGGAUACCGCAUCACUUGUUACGCCUGCAAAGCCCAAAAGUCCAAGAGCGCAAUUCUUUGCAAAGAGGAUCAACUUCUCCGAUGACUAUCCCUUCGUCAAGAAGCACAAAGAAGGAGGAGAAACAGACAUAAGAAGGCAAGAGCCAAGAAAACCUAAGCAAGUAAAGUUAAAUUCCGCUCCAUCCUUCAUGAACAAAGCACGAUCCUUCCUGAGUAAUAUUCUGGGUGGAGGAAACAGUGGCGAAAGCAGCAAUCAGGCUGAAAGCUCGGCCGAGCUAGUAACGGCGUCGAAAGGUAGGUAA
Cylicostephanus goldi is the source of this 765-nucleotide messenger RNA. NCBI's taxonomy places the organism in Eukaryota, Metazoa, Nematoda, Chromadorea, Rhabditida, Strongylidae. The record is from the annotation of a GenBank genome assembly.